Molecule: messenger RNA, 1364 nt
Organism: Ectocarpus sp. CCAP 1310/34
Lineage: Eukaryota; Phaeophyceae; Ectocarpales; Ectocarpaceae
Source: the annotation of a GenBank genome assembly
GUCGAAAGGGGCGGUGUUGCCGCCGCACAGAAAGCGCUGACAGAAAAGGAGCAUGAGUUGGUCGAAAGUAAACAGCGCGAGGCGGCAAGCACCGCUGAGUGCAGCAUGGCUCAGGAGCUCGCGCGCGAGAGCACCGAGGCGCUAAAGGAGGAGAAGGCUAAGAGAGCAGAGGCAGAGCGGUUGCGGACGGCGCUAGGGUGUUUUUUGGUUCUGGCGGGGUUCUUCGGAGCGUUCGAUGUGAUUUUAUUGGCUCGAGCGAUUUUCCAUCUGGAAGAUCCAGGGCACUUUUCGAAAUUUUUUCCUAUAGGAAAUUUGACCGAUUGGCACCCCUAUCUGGAGUAUACCCUUUUCGCAUUACAGUCGACUCCGCUUUAAGGAAAUAUAUGGUUUUUCUUCGAAAAAUGUUUCCUUAACGCGGGGGGGAAGUUCCCUUAAACUUCAGGGGAUCAGAACGCACCAUCCCCGGGGUCAAUGGUGGCGGUACAUACGUCAAAAGGUGCGCCCUGGGCAGGGCAUUGUUGGAAUAAAAAAAGAGGCUGGGAGUCGGCGAGAAAAUAAUUGUUUAUUGCUGAACACCACCACACAGCACGGAAAAUACCUGAUGGACACUUCAAAUUCACCUGGUGACUCUUGUUUACAACACAGGGGGAGCGCACGCAGAAACUCUCCUGCGUUACUCUCUACUGGAGCGCCAUGCAGACACAUGCACACAAUUCGGCGUAUGGCCGACAAACCGCAAACACUCAACGCUACGACUUCCUCCACAUAUCGCGAAGAGUUGCCUGCAGCUCCCCCCCCUCCUUGGACCUGCCCUUGACUUGUGUUUCAUGCGUGGACGAAUGCGCCGUUUUCGAAAGGAGGUGCUGGGUUUCGCGGUAUUCGCCAUCCUUUCCAUUGGCNGCACACAAUACGGCGUAUGGCCGACAAACCGCAAACACUCAACGCUACGACUUCCUCCACAUAUCGCGAAGAGUUGCCUGCAGCUCCCCCCCCUCCUUGGACCUGCCCUUGACUUGUGUUUCAUGCGUGGACGAAUGCGCCGUUUUCGAAAGGAGGUGCUGGGUUUCGCGGUAUUCGCCAUCCUUUCCAUUGGCGUACAAGUAGGAGCGAACACUCUCCAAGCUAGCGCGGACCUGAGCCUCUGUGAUCGAAGAUGUAAUACACGAGGCUGGCCUAUCCCCGCCAUCUUCGCCGUCAGAAGAGGCAUCAACCUCCAAGUUUGCCAUGUUCUGCUCCACAAUCUCCAGUUCCAGAGCUACCUCGUCUUCCAACACGCUGGGGUCAUCCUCUACGGAAAGCCACGUCUUAAUUGCCUUUCGCACUUCUACAUCAGUGAGGCCCGAGUUCUUCUCGACAAACAAAUU